AUGUUACACUCUUCAGUGCUCACAGUAUACUGUGUGAAAAAGCGCAUUGAGCAGCCUGUGAGCAAAAAAUACCGUCCCAGAAUCACGGAAGCAGAAAAGGUGGCUCUGUGUUCCGUCUCUGAUGGUACUGCAGUUUAUCUGAUUACUCUUAAAGGAGAUCAGAUCUCUAAACUACAGGAGGGAAAGACUUACAUUAUAGAAAACGCCACAGUGAAGGACGACCAUCCAGUCCCUAAAUUGAGCCUGGAGAAAAAAAAAUCACGGUUGUUCCGGACGGCUCCACUGCAGCUGGAUGAGAAAUUAAUCCGUAAAGCACAAGAGAGCAUCGAUCCUUCUACAGAGAGAGCAGCUCUGAAUGAUCCAGCACUGUACCUGAAAAAGGGCUACAUAACCCUGACAGGAGAAGUUGUUUCACCGAUUCAGACAGACAUCCGUGUGAAAGAUAUUACGAUCAAGGAGGCUGGUGACACAGUGACAGUAUAUCUUACGAAGAAGCCAGCAACUGUACCUUUUAAGACAGGCCAGAAGAUUGAGAUCUCUCACGUCAAAGUGAAGAAAAACAAGCUAUUUGGAAAAAAACUGAUGGCGUCUUACUACACAGUUAUUUCUGAUAGUGAAGGAAGCCAUAUAAAGGUUAAGGGAUAUGAUACAGACAACAAUAAAGUUCUUCUGACAGAGGAAUGGCAGGAACUGAGUGUCCCCUCCAGUGCCUGGCAUGAAGAUCCUGACCAGCUGCUACAAACACUGCCAGCAGAGUUGAAAAUAACCAGAUGGGACCAAGAGGUUACAAAAGUGGAAAAUGCUCCUUUUGAAAAAUCUUCAAUGCGCAGAGUACACUGUGUGGCAAAGCGCACUGUGCAGCGCGCAAGCAAAUAUGACUUUUACAGAAACUCUUUAAGAUUUAUCUGA
This is a messenger RNA of Pygocentrus nattereri (red-bellied piranha), 909 nucleotides long. RefSeq lists its product as uncharacterized. The record is from RefSeq and is a predicted model, not a curated record. The transcript has 5 exons. NCBI's taxonomy places the organism in Eukaryota, Metazoa, Chordata, Actinopteri, Characiformes, Serrasalmidae. The coding region runs from base 1 to 909 and encodes 302 amino acids.